This is a messenger RNA of Nycticebus coucang (slow loris), 3464 nucleotides long. RefSeq names its product zinc finger protein 271. The record is from RefSeq and is a predicted model, not a curated record. Lineage: Eukaryota; Metazoa; Chordata; Mammalia; Primates; Lorisidae. The transcript has 4 exons. The coding region runs from base 233 to 2419 and encodes 728 amino acids.
GUGAUGGCGGGCUCCCGGCGAGAGAGGCUUGACAGCUUUCUGCAGAACACGUCAAGGUACCGGUGGCGUCGGCUCGCGGAAGGCCGGGCAAUCCCAGAGGAUGUUUCUGGUGGUCUAAUCUCAGAAAUUGCAUCACUAGUCUGCACAAUGGUUCCCUUUGGUGGUGCCAAGUGGUGCCCAGUUGCCUCCAAAUCUCAGACCCUUAUUUGGACAAGAAAAGUUUACAAAGGAAAUGGUAAUUCUCCAAUUGUUCCCUGAGGUGUCCAGCUGCAGCCCAUGGAGAGCCAGUUCAGUAAUGAAUCUCAAGAACACCAUCUUUUGUCAGGUGCCGUUGUUCAUGCCUAUAAUCCUAGCACUCUGGAAGACUGAAGUGGAAAGAUCCCUUGAAACAUUAGCCAGGUGUUGUGAUGGUAAGACUAAGACCCAGAUUGGGAAGCCAGAUUCAGAGGAGAUAAUUACAGCAAAAACUGAAUCAUUGACUGAAGCAUCUGGCAACCUCAGAGAGCAUGUUCUCCAGGAUUGUGAAGGCAGAGGAUUCUGUGGAUUUGGGGAUAAAGUAAAUGAAAAGGAUCAGAACCUAUUUGAAAGACAACAACAUAACUGUGAUGAAUGUGGGCAAAGCAUUGUUUGGAGUACCGGCCUGCUUAGACACCAAAGAACCCACUGGGAGAAACCCUAUGAAUGUGAUAAGUGUGGAAAAGCCUUUACUGUGAGCUCAGCCCUGGUUCUGCAUCAGAGAAUUCAUACUGGGGAGAAACCUUAUACUUGUAAUUGGUGUAUUAAAAGUUUCACUCGGAGCUCAGACCUUAUUAAACAUCAAAGAGUCCACACUGGUGAAAAACCUUAUAAAUGUGAUGAAUGUGGGAAAGCCUUCAGUCAGAGCUCAGAUCUUAUUAUACAUCAGAGAAUCCAUACAGGAGAAAAACCUUAUCGGUGCAGUCAUUGUAGUAAAAGUUUCAGCCAGCGCUCAGACCUGGUUAAGCAUCAGAGAAUCCACACUGGAGAGAAGCCUUAUACAUGUAACCAGUGUAACAAACAUUUUAGUCAGAGUUCUGAUGUCAUAAAACAUCAGAGAAUCCACACUGGGGAAAAACCAUAUAAAUGUGAUGUGUGUGGGAAAGCCUUCAGUCAGAGCUCAGAUCUUAUUCUACAUCAGAGAAUCCAUACUGGGGAGAAACCAUAUCCAUGUAAUCAAUGUAACAAAAGUUUCAGUCAGAACUCAGACCUUAUUAAACAUCGAAGGAUCCACACUGGAGAGAAACCCUAUAAAUGUAAUGAAUGUGGAAAAGCUUUUAAUCAGAGCUCAGUCCUUAUUCUGCAUCAAAGAAUUCAUACUGGAGAGAAACCCUAUCCAUGUAAUCAAUGUAGCAAAACCUUCAGUAGGCUUUCAGAUCUUAUUAAUCAUCAACGAAUUCACACUGGAGAGAAGCCUUACCCAUGUAAUCAAUGCAGUAAAAUGUUUAGUCGAAGAUCAGAUCUUGUUAAACAUCAUAGAAUUCAUACAGGUGAGAAACCCUAUGAAUGUGAUGAGUGUGGUAAAACCUUUAGUCAGAGCUCCAACCUUAUUCUUCAUCAGCGAAUCCACACUGGAGAGAAACCUUACCCAUGUAGUGAUUGUAAUAAAAGCUUUAGUCGCCGUUCAGAUCUUGUUAAGCAUCAAAGAAUACACACUGGAGAGAAACCGUAUACAUGUAACCAGUGCAGUAAAAGUUUUAGUCAAAGCUCAGACCUCACUAAACAUCAAAGGGUACACUCUGGUGAAAAGCCCUAUCAUUGUGACAGUUGUGAGAAGGCCUUCAGUCAGAGCUCUGACCUUAUUCUUCAUCAGAGAGUUCACACUGGAGAAAAACCAUAUCCAUGCACACAGUGCAGCAAAAGUUUCAGUCAGAACUCAGACCUCAUCAAACACCAGAGAAUACACACUGGGGAAAAACCUUACAAAUGCAACGAGUGUGGGAAGGCUUUCAGUCAAUGCUCAGCUCUUAUCCUACAUCAAAGAAUCCACACUGGGGAGAAACCAUAUUCCUGUAAUCAAUGUGGCAAAAGCUUUAGUCGGCGCUCUGAUCUCAUUAACCAUCAAAGAAUCCACACUGGGGAAAAGCUGUAUAAAUGUGAUGCCUGUCAGAAAGCCUUCAAAACAUAUACAGAUCUUGUUCAACACCAGAAAAUCCACACUGAGAAGAAACCCUACCAGUGUCUUCAGUGCAACAGAAGUUUUAGCCAGCUGUCUGAUAUUAUUAAUCAUGAGAAAGUCCAUUCUGGGGAAGAUAGUCUAGAUGUGUUGAAUGCAGGAAAAUCUCUAGGGUAUACAUCAACUUUAUUUAGUACCAGAGACACUAUACCAGGAAAAAAUCUUAUGAAUGCUCUUGAGGAGUAUGAAAAGGGUUUUAAUCAAUGUUCAACUCUUAUGCUACAUUAACAAAAACCAUAUGGGGAGGAAACAUUCCAUUUUUAUAAUGAAAGUUUAACUCAGAGAUCAGACAUUACUAAAAUUAAGCAAAAUUCUAAAGAAGAGUCCUUUUUAGUUGUGGGAAAACCUUCAAUAUGAAUAAAAUUUUCACUGAAGGUCAGCAACAAUAGAAACAAAUUCCUGUCUUUGCUAUCAUUUAUGGAAAGCUCAUCUUUUAUGCAGACAUGAUCCACAAAAGGAGAGUUAAUAUUGCAAGAAAUGUAUAACAACAUUAAUGCAGAACUUAUUAGAUAUUUUAGAUUAGUGUGGGGACGUGUUCAAUCAACUCAGAAGGAAACAUAUUAGUAUUAUAAUCUUAAACCUUUAGUGAGCCCAAAUUACCAGUUGUAUAUCAGCAGUUAUUUUAGAGAAUGUAGGGAAAACUUAAGUCCUCUUCAUAUUUUUUCAUGACAUUUAUACUAAUAUGACACUUAGCCUCUAACACCUAGAGAGUCCUCCUUAUGCUAAUGUAGAUGGCUAUCUGUAAAUUACCUGUGUGUGAACACGCUGUACCAUUCCAGUAUUAAAUGUAUUAACUAGAUAACUCUAGUGCUCCCUUUACUCAGUUUUUUUGUUACUAGUUUUGGUUGGGGAGGGUCUAGCUUUUUUUUUUUCCUAGUGAGCAGAGGUUUGUGCAAGUUUCUGUAAUGUUCACAGCAAAUAUUGAUUUAUUUUAGUGAUACAGCCUAUAAACUUUAUUGGUUUAAAAUUACUUCUUCAAUAUCAUUUAAUCACAGCUUCUAAAUGUGUGAAAGAGGAUUUACAAAAUGUUUUUUCAUAUAUCAAAGUGUGAAGAUUUUUCUAUUGUCAUCUAUAGAUUGGACAAAAAUGGGAGCUGUGAUAUGGUGAUUUAUAAUAAAUAUAUAUUUGGUCUUCAUCCCCUCCUAAAACCCUUGGAAUUUCCUCAGUAGCAAGAGUGAUUAAAGUGAAAAGAGGGCUGAGCACAGUGGCUCAUGCCUAAAAUCCUAACAACUUGGGAGGUUGAGGGUGGGAGAAUUUUCAUGAGGAGAGGAGU